GGUCCAAUGCAAAUUCUUUGCUCACGGGGCAUGUCUAAAAGGGGAGCACUGUGAGUUCGCCCACGAUCGGAAGGCUCCACCUAACAAUAUAUGUACCUUCUAUCAAAAAGGAGCUUGUGCUUAUGGCAGCCGGUGCAGAUACGAGCACGUCAAAGCUUCUAGGCCUUCAUCAGAUGCUCAAGAUAGCAGUCCUGGUUGUUCAUCUUUCGCGGGACCAUUUUACUCACCCACCACUCCUGCAUGGAAGGCCCAACCUGAGAUUGGAAAUGCUCUCGAUGGUGGUGAUCACGAUCUUGAUUACUCCAGCACCCUUGAUCCAUCGGAUCAGCCUAUGUGUUCUUUUGCUGCUGCUGGAGACUGCCCGCGUGGCGAAAAAUGCCCCCAUAUUCAUGGGGACUUGUGCCCGAAUUGCGGGAGGCGGUGCCUGCACCCCUCCAGGCUGCACGAAAGGGAAGAGCACCUGAAAACGUGUGAGAAAAGGCAAAAGCAUCUGGAGGCCCUAACACGAAGUCAAGGAAUAGAGUGUAGCGUGUGUCUCGAGCUCGUCCUGUCGAAACCCACCCCAGCAGAAAGGAAAUUCGGGAUUCUAUCAGAGUGUGAUCACCCUUUCUGUGUUUCGUGCAUAAGGAGCUGGCGAGGUAAUUCGCCGGCGUCUGGCUUGGACAUUAAUUCUGCAUUAAGAGCUUGCCCUAUCUGCCGGAAGCUUUCGUACUUUGUAAUUCCCAGCGUGAUUUGGUACUUCUCGGAGGAGGAAAAGAGCGGUAUUGUCGAGAGCUACAAGGCAAAGCUGAAGUCUAUUGAUUGCAAGCACUUUGAUUUUGGGAGUGGAUCCUGCCCGUUCGGGACCAGUUGUUUUUACAAGCAUGCAUAUCGUGAUGGUCGCCUUGAGGAAGUGGUUCUUCGCCAUCUUGGGGCUGAGGAUGGAAUUACGGUGAUAGCUAAAGAUAUAAGGCUCUCCGACUUUCUAAGUAAUUUGCAGAUAAGAGCCAUGAGAGAUAGCACCACCGUAGAAGCCACCACGGCGACGGAAACUGGCAGUACGGAAGCAGCGCCGGCGUCGGGAUACGGCGUGGGUGCCGGUGCCGGGAAUUCACUCUGA
Molecule: messenger RNA, 1099 nt
Organism: Striga hermonthica
Lineage: Eukaryota; Viridiplantae; Streptophyta; Magnoliopsida; Lamiales; Orobanchaceae
Source: the annotation of a GenBank genome assembly